UAGAAACUGCUCCUUUUGGUUUUCUGUGUUGUCAAGAAACUAGAAGUUUAUGUUGUGGUCACUUGAGCCUCCUGUUGUACAAUGUCUAUAUUCGUUUCAAGGGAAAAGGUAAUGAUUUUGUAGAUCCAACAUACCUUUAUGGGAAGGUAGUGUUGGAAUCUGACAAGGUCCCUUUUGCAAGACGUUAUGCCUUGUCCAAUAAUGGGCUAAACUUUCUGUUUGUUGGACAGUUCAUUGUUAGUUCAGUCGUUAUGUAAUUUCACUUUUGCCAAUCCCACAGCCCUGCGUUUAUUCUCUUUUCUUGUUUUUGUUGAGUGGAACUUUUUGUUGGAGUGGUUGGGCUAUCUUUUUCUUUGUUGCUUUCUGGAAGGUAUAACUUUCAGGAGGGGUCAAUGCAUUAUUGGAUUCUUAUGUUCAAGUUAUCUGCGAAGGGUGUGGUGGAACGUUUUAUUAUUCUCUUAAAAAUAAAACUGACUCUGUCAAACGUAUGUUAUACUUUGGGUCAUCAAAUCAACUGCAGCAAUCCUCGUUUCACGAGCCAUGGCUUUAUAUUGGGUGUUCAAAUAAUGGUUCAAAGCAUAAUAGUCACUAGGCAGCGUAAAACAGUGAUGUAUCUAGUUGAAUGUGUGGGUAUCUACACUUUCUUAAUUAUUCUGUUUCCAGUCCAUGGGAAUCGGAAAAAGGGGUUAAUGUCACUUAUUUGGUACCAUUUGGCACUGCUUUGUCUUGGCAUGCUGGCCUAAAAGCUCUAUGAUGCAUGUAUUUAUCCAUAAAUAUGUUUAUAUAUAUGUCCAAGGGGCAUGAAAACAUUACUGAGUUGGUUUCUUGUCAUAUUUAGCAGAAGUUUGUAUGAGAAGGAACAUUAUGGAAAUGCUACUUAUUUGAUGCUAUGUGGAAAUGUUGUUUAUGGGUGCUGUAUGUGCACAUGAGAGGGAGAGUCUUGUGAUCACAUCUUAUCCAUUGAACGGUAGCUAGUAAACUAGGGAGUUCAUACCAUCAUUGUUUGAAAGUGUGUUGGGUGCUCCUUCAAAAAGUUGAGUACUUUUCACAUAUUUGGAGUGCAGAAAGGUGGGAAAGAGCACGGCGCUUGCUUUGAUUCUGACUCCCUUGUGCCUUAUGUGAACUGCUGGGGGUGGGCAAAAUAGAAGUAUCACUUUAGGGGUGUGGAGAUUCCAUUGAAUAGCCUUGGCAGCGGAACUCCACGAGUGUUGUAAUGGAAUUAGCAGACAGGGCAGUUGGGUUUUUGUUAUCCCUUAUCAGCAUAUCUAUAUUCACAUACUAUACCCUUUGGGUCAUCAUCCUGCCAUUUGUGGAUGGUGAUCACUUUAUUCACAAGUACUUUCUUCCGCAAGAAUACGCCGUUCUCAUUCCUGUAUUCGCCGGUGUGGCACUUCUUUGCUUCUUGUCCAUCUUUAUUGGGCUUGUGAUGCUCAAAUCCAAAAAGAAGAAGGCUUGAUGCUUGCUAUGGUAGUAGUUCUUAAUUUUGACACAGUAACAGUGCCUAGUGAUCUAACUAUGAUAUGGUUCGAUAUCUGUGAAGUUCCACUGAGGCGUUUUUUAGAUUGUGUCUGUUUCAGUUGUCCAAGUUACUUUUGAGGUACAUGUGAUCAAUUUUUUACCAUUGUAAUCUUACGAUUUUCGAAGGCGUGUGAUUCUUUUGCCUGAUUUAGGCUAUUUUCGGAUUAAAUUUUGUUACCGUGUGAUCCCUUUGCUAAAUGGUAAUGCAAACAGAAAGAUAUCGGUUAGUUGAGUA
Messenger RNA from Rhododendron vialii, 1753 nucleotides. RefSeq names its product dolichol-phosphate mannose synthase subunit 2. The transcript has 3 exons. Lineage: Eukaryota; Viridiplantae; Streptophyta; Magnoliopsida; Ericales; Ericaceae. Gene Ontology annotation, biological process: GPI anchor biosynthetic process. Bases 1214 to 1456 code for a protein of 80 amino acids. Gene Ontology annotation, molecular function: enzyme regulator activity. Gene Ontology annotation, cellular component: dolichol-phosphate-mannose synthase complex; endoplasmic reticulum membrane. The record is from RefSeq and is a predicted model, not a curated record.